This is a messenger RNA of Amoebophrya sp. A25, 3357 nucleotides long. NCBI's taxonomy places the organism in Eukaryota, Dinophyceae, Syndiniales, Amoebophryaceae. The record is from the annotation of a GenBank genome assembly.
GCCAUGCACCGAACGGCAUAUUCAAAAUCAUCCAGCAGGAGCCGCGCACCAGGAGGGCGCUCGUGCCUCUCUAUCUUCGUGGGGCCAACCGCAUAAUGCGAGAAGUAGGGCAGGUGGAGCCAAGGGCAGCCUCCAUGGUCCUUCGUGUAGUGGAGGUUCCUCCGUUAUGAUUCCUCCUGCUACGUCAUCUGAACAAGUAGAAGUAGUAGACAGCACUUCGUCUACCCACAGCGACCCCGCGGAAGGUGCGCCAGAUCCUCUUCAACAGAUACUAGCCGCCGGGCUGCGACGACGUAGCGGAGACACGACGAAUAACAUUAAGGCAUGGUGUACUUGUACUUUUUAAUCAUCCGAUCGUGUGACUGAUAAAGACAUGUGGUCCUCGCGUACUUCUUUUUAGUCAACAUUCACCAGUGUGACUGAUUCUGAUGAUGACCUGUAGUUGAAGAUGUACGCACCAGAUGAAGUGGCUCAACACUUUAUUUGAAGUCUAUGAAUAGGAGUACUAGAAAAAAUCGGCUGGUGUCAUGCUCUACGCACUGAAUGCAUUUACUUUCCCAUUGGUCUGAAGCUGAUCGGAAGUCGAGGUGAUGACCGAAGGCGAGGAACAACGCACAGGAAAUCAAUCAAUUGUGGACAUGGAAAGGCUAUGUAGUUCUUUGCUAAGAAAAGUGCGUCGCAUGUUGAUGCGGACAAUCGUAGCGACCAUAUGCUUUAAGGCUACAAGAAAGAACCAUCUAGUUACUGGAAGAACAAGAUUUAGCAGGCUCCAUAAAUGAAGUGCAAGUAGUACUUAGAAGUAGAAGUAGCUAGCGCGUACAACUUACUAGUACUAGCAGGGGAGGCGGGGACGCGGACGGAGAUCAGUAGUUCCUCUACUUCAGUAAAUUGAAUUAGUUCCUCUACUUCGUUUCCUUUUUCUGCUCCUGCUGCUUACACGGAUCAUAGGGAGACCAAAAGUUAGUCCUGCAGGAAGAUAGACAUAGACAUAGAUAUUUUUUGUAGUCGUUCGUACCUUCUAACUCAUCGGGGAGCGGGCUUUCGGGUCUGAGGGACAGCACGAACGGGCUAUCCGAGAACUGCAGCAAAAAAUGGACAUGCUUUUGUCUCUGGCACAGAAAGUUAUGACUUGAUCUACGCGACCACACUGGUACUACAACUAGCAGAAAUGGUACUUGAGCUAGUAGUACAUCAGAUCAUAAGAUAACUAGAAGUAGAACUUACUAGUACUUGUUGAGCUAGUACAUCAGAUAAGAUAAUCUCUACCUUUAACCUAGCUCCUCAAGAUCUCCUGGCUCCCUGUUUGAACUAGCUCCUAACGGUAUCAACAGGUGUGCUUAUUGAUGAGGUUGCAGUAAUACAAGUACCACGGAGAUGAACUAGUAGGAAAAUUUUUCCUAUUUUUUAAAGUAGAUCAUAAAGAUUGUAUUAAUGCUGAUAGUGAGCUCUUCUAAAAUGGGUGGCGGCGGUGCCUUUGCGAGCUCGCCCUCGGGUGAGAUCAACAUGGAGCAAACCAGACAUCCAAUUAGGGCUUAGUAUUCGUAUUUACUAACUCUCUCAAAUUGAAGACUUCCCUAUUCCGAAUAACAUCAUGAGUACGUAUGAUUUGAUUUUUUAGAGCAAAGAGAAAGAGAUUGUGACAAUGACAAUGAGGCGGAUCAUGCCAAGAACUUAUGUCUAUGUCUUAGACUACUGCAUAUUUUUCUAUAUCGUUAUUUCUCUUCUCGUUUGUUCAAAGCCGAGUCCGAGAUUCGACUACCUGUUAGUACCGUAGCCAUGUUGCUUGUUUGCCCUACUAAUUCUUGUUUUGUGAGUUCGUCUACUUCUGGCAACAGCGGUAUGGAGAUAAAAAGAGUUGGUGGAAGUGGCUUCCACAACUCUGCUGCUCCGACGAUGAUGCACACGCGAACUUCCUCCCUCUCGUCCGCCAUGGGAUUGCACCCUGAUUACAACGACCACCAACAUACUAAUAUGGCUUGAUUAUAUGGUCGUCUUCUACUUAUCGACAUCAUGAACUAUCCUGAUGCACUUGAUUAUAUGGUCGUCUUCUACUUAUCGACAUCAUGAUUAUCUAUAUCUAUUGUAGUCUUGUAGCACUAAUAAGGACAGUCAUGUUCUUGUGCCCAGUUCUGGAGGCCCUAGAAGUGCGUUGUUUGGGGGGCAACGUGGUGGUCCCGGAGAGGGGAGUCGCGGACCGACGACGAGGACUACCUCUAUGGUGGCUCCCUCAGAGACAAACCCGGAGCCCUCUCCUCAGUCGUGCAUCAUUAAGAAACCUCCUGCGUUUGAGUUCAACUUCAAAAAGAACGAGAAAUCAACACGAAGCUGUGUGAGUCACUCAACAAGUUCGAAUAUCUUCGAUGUCUUCAGGUGAUUGUAGUGACAACUGACACUGACUCUGACAACUCCGAAACUGAAUCCUCGUCUCACAAGAUAGCACAAUGAUAAUGAAUUUGUAUCUUUUUUUACCUCUUCUAGCUCUAAGACAAGCACGCAAUUGUUGCAGGAACUGAGUUCGCAGGUGUCACAGCUAGCAACGACCGCAGGCGGUACAACAGAGCUUCAUUCUACCAAUUCGUCUUGUGUUACCACGCAGCGGCACUCCACUCUAUGAUGCCAUUGAUAAUUGAGAACGAAGUAAAGGGAAAUGUGUCGUUUUAUAACUGAUAUAUUAUAAGAGACGCCCGGUAUUAGUAAGACGAGACACCCUGUAAGUUGUAUUUGCAAGAGAGCGACGAGGUGGGAACGCCAUUCUCCUAUCGACGUUCUCAAUCUUCAGUGGCCUCGUUCAUGUAGAGGGUCUAGCGGUUUCCUGCCUCCUUCGCGACCGCCACCGGGAAUGGCCGACGGAUCGCGAGCAGAGUUAGUAGACGAUGUUGCCAACUUCAACUUAAGGCCCGCAGUCUACAGUUAGAAGCACCUCUACUGCUAGAGCAGAAGUACUAGCAUAUGUUUGUAUGUGGAUGAACUUGGGGCGUUGUAGAGAGAGGUAGAAGAAUAAGACGUAGGCCUAACAGAGUUGGAUCAGACAUUAGCAGCUGUUCUUUCAUUUGACGGAAUUUUGGAAUUAGGACUAGGAUUGGCUUUUUAUUCGGAGAUCGUCUUUGUCGUUGUCCGUGAUGCUGAUGACACAUGCUUGAUGCUAUCGACCGAUGGAGCCCUUCAGUCUAUGAUUAAUAGAAAAAAUAUAAUGGAGUAGAUCUAGAUGCAGUAGAAGUGGAUGAUCCUCGUCGUGAAGAUUAAGAGUAAUGCGAAAAACAAGCUAAGAUGUUGCAAGCGGCCUAAGCUCUAAUCAAUCGUGUUGAAGGAGGCACGACCGCCAUCCUGCUGCAGGAACCUUUGCAGAGUGCAACAGGA